Schistosoma turkestanicum is the source of this 1185-nucleotide messenger RNA. The record is from the annotation of a GenBank genome assembly. NCBI's taxonomy places the organism in Eukaryota, Metazoa, Platyhelminthes, Trematoda, Strigeidida, Schistosomatidae.
UACUGUUAUUCGCCAUCUAGGGUUAUCAGUGAAGAGAUUUCAUUAGUUGGUUGCUUACUGUAUUGUAUCGACAACCACUCUAAAGAUUUGUUCAUUCUGACUGAUUGGACAAAGAAUCUACCAAAUUGGAUCUCAGGGUCGAAAUGAGUGAAAGGUUGCCUGAUGUGUUUGCGCAAGUGUUGGUGAAGUACUCUGAAGUUUCAGACUACAGUGGGUCUUAUGCCGAGCCAAAAUUCAAGGAUCUGCUCAGUGCUGCUUGUCAACUCUGUGAAAAAGCAAUGGAGAUGGUAAAUGAACUUCGUUUGUUCGGCAAGAAUGAAAGCCUAGACGAUUUAAGCUCGACCGAAAUAAGAUACUUAUGUCUUCCAGCAUUUCUUGGGUAUUUCAACUCUCAGAAAAAUGAAGACCGAUUAUCUGUUAUUCGCUUGGCUUUGUCCCUGUACAAGGACUUUUUCAAACUCUGCACAGAUUAUGGUAUACCACUUCCAGAAGGAGUAUCUUCAGAAAAAAACAAUCAAAGUUCCAAUCAUUUGUCAAUGUCAGAUCUUGCGCACAAUCGUGAAGUCAAAAUCAAACGUUACAAAUCAAAGAAAGCACUAGAAGAACGCUUGGAAAAACUUGCCGCGUAUGUGGAUCAGCCUCAUGUUGAUGAAGAAACCAAGCGUGAGUUUAAUUUAACUCUUGUUCAAAGGUGGCUUUGUGUUGCGCAAGAUGAUAUAAUCAGUCUACAAAAUGAAUUGGAUAUUCUAUCGAAAGGGAAUUCCGCAGACAAAAACGAUAUAGAUGUGGUCAAAUCAGAACCUUUACGACCAUUUAUCUUAACUCGAACAGCUGUACAAGCUGCUGUUUUUGGUGCUGGCUAUCCAAGCCUUCCAACAAUGACUAUUGAGCAGUUUUAUGAUCAACAGGUUGCAGCUGGUUUAUUGCCUCCACCAAAACCGAUUACUGUUCAAACUGGUUCAGGGCCGAAUUUCCGACGAAUCGAUCCAUCCGCAGAGGAACGUGAAGCUGAGGAAAAGAAAAAAGCUAAUCAAGAUGCAUUAGAAGAUGCUGAUGAUCCAGAUAUGUUAGCUAAAGCUCGAUCAUUUGAUAAUUUCAAAGAUGAACAUCGUAGAGGUAGUGGGAAUAGAAUGAAUAGAGCUUAGAACAUCUUUGAACUGAAUAUAUAUAUAUAUAUAUAUAUAU